GCUACCUAGUUCUGCCGCACGCUCCGAUUUAUUAAGGUUCAUAGCAAAAAUAGAUUGUCAAUGAAGGAUGAAGCUUCGUAUUACAGUACUUGAGCCGAUUCUCAUUGACUGCCUGCCCAGUCUGGUAGGAAAUGUCUCCGUUAUUUAUGAAUGUGCCGUUCCCAUCUCCGCACUUCAGGUUUUUCCGUCAAGAUGUAUCGUGGAUCUGGUUUAAAGAUGACAACAUCAUGGAGCGAUCGUCUGCAGAAUGCGGCAGAUCUUCCUGCCAACAUGGAUGGCCUCGCCAUGAAGAAGUACCGGAGGGAAGCUUAUCACAGGGUCUUUGUGAACAGAAGUCUCGCUAUGGAAAAGAUCAAGUGCCUUGGAUUUGACAUGGAUUAUACACUUGCUGUAUACAAGUCUCCAGAGUAUGAAUCGCUUGGCUUUGACCUUACUGUUGAAAGACUGGUGUCCAUUGGCUAUCCACAGGAGCUUCAAAGUUUUGUUUAUGACCCUACAUUUCCUACUAGAGGUUUGGUGUUUGAUACUACAUAUGGGAAUCUUUUGAAAGUGGACGCCUACGGCAAUAUUCUUGUUUGUGCUCAUGGCUUUAACUUUAUGAGAGGGCCUGAAAUAAGGGAGCAGUAUCCAAAUAAAUUUAUUCAGAGAGAUGACACAGAUCGGUUUUAUAUCCUCAACACCCUAUUUAAUCUACCAGAAACCUACCUGCUGGCCUGCCUGGUUGACUUCUUUACUAACUGUGACCGCUACACUAGUUGCGAAAAGGGGUUUAAAGAUGGAGACCUCUUCAUGUCGUUCCGCAGCAUGUUCCAAGAUGUCAGGGAUGCUGUGGACUGGGUUCAUUACAAGGGGUCACUCAAGGAGAAGACUGUGGAGAAUCUGCCAAAGUAUGUGGUGAAAGACCAUAAGCUGCCUCUCUUGCUGAGCCGCAUGAAUGAAGUGGGAAAGAUUUUUCUGGUGACAAACAGCGACUACAAAUAUACCCACAAAAUUAUGACUUACUUGUUUGACUUCCAACAUGGCCCAAAGCCCGGGAUUCCUCAUCGGCCUUGGCAGUCCUAUUUUGACUUAAUUUUAGUAGAUGCAAGAAAACCUCUAUUUUUUGCAGAAGGAACCGUGCUGAGACAAGUAGAUACUAACACUGGCAAACUGAAGAUUGGCACCUACACCGGACCAUUACAACAUGGCAUUGUCUAUUCUGGAGGUUCUUCCGAUAUCGUGUGUGACCUGCUCGGAGCGAAAGGGAAAGAUAUCCUGUAUAUUGGCGAUCACAUCUUUGGAGACAUUCUGAAGUCCAAGAAGCGUCAGGGCUGGAGAACAUUCCUAGUUAUUCCUGAGCUGGCACAGGAGCUUCACGUCUGGACCGACAAAAGCUCCCUUUUUGAAGAGCUCCAGAGCUUGGACAUCUUUCUGGCAGAACUCUAUAAGCAUUUGGACAGUAGCAGCAAUGAGAGGCCUGACAUCAGCUCCAUCCAGAGGAGAAUUAAGAAAGUCACCCAUGACAUGGACAUGUGCUAUGGGAUGAUGGGAAGCCUCUUCCGCAGUGGUUCACGUCAGACUCUGUUUGCAAGUCAGGUGAUGCGUUACGCAGACCUCUAUGCCGCCUCAUUCAUCAAUCUCUUGUAUUACCCGUUCAGCUACCUCUUCAGAGCUGCUCAUGUUCUGAUGCCCCACGAAUCCACAGUGGAACAUAUUCACAUGGAUAUUAACGAAUCGGAGUCACCAAUGGCCACACGGAACCGCACUUCGUUGGACUUCAAGGAUUCUGAUUUCAAGCGGCAUCAUCUGACUCGCUCGAUCAGUGAAAUUAAGCCACCCAACCUAUUCCCGCAAACACCACAAGAAAUCACACACUGCCACGAUGAGGAUGACGACGAGGAGGAAGAAGAAGAAGAGGAGGAGGAGGAGGAGGAGGAGGAGGAAGAAUAAGUAUUAUCCUGAGGAGGAUAUUGGAGAGCUCACUGUAAUAUUAUACUAGGAAACUUUUGUUCUUUUGGAACAAAUUUCCACGAACACAGAAGAUAUUUUUCUCCCCUAUUUUUGUUAAUCCCGUCCAAUAGUUAUGAAUUCAAGUCACUUUUAUUAACACAGGUUGUACAUUUCUGCCGGAGGGUGUGGAUACUGAUCUGACGUGGCACAGUAUUUACUGAUUCGUGUUCAUAUUGUAGAGUUUUUACAUUUAAUGCCAUCCUGAGAAAUGUCGUCUGUGAAUGACGAGGCACAAAUCUCCCAUGAGCACUCGUGUCCUGCAGGCACAACAUAUGUAAUGUGAUUGCCUUACGUGGACGUUGGUUGCGGUAUUCUGCCAACUUCUUAUAGUAGCCGACCCACACAAUGACCAAAUUAUGUUGGACAGCCUUUACCUGAUGUAUAAAUAGAGCAUGGAAAAUGUUCUUCUUAGCUAUUGGAAACCAUCGGUCCGACACCCGCAGCCUAUGAUUAUUGUUAUAAGUCGUUCAGAACAUUCUACUUCAUUUAUCUAUAGUGCCUAUAGGAAAGAGGGCACCGCUAUUUACAAAAAUGGUGCAAAUUGCAUUAGGCUUAUCAAGGUUGGGUAUUCAUUCCUUAAAGUGGCACUGCACUUUGGGAGAGCCUUUGAUAUCUCAUAGGAAUAUGUCAAAAGUUUUUCCAAAGUACAGGGACACGUUAAUAAGUAUUGGCAUGUUGCUAAAAAAAAAUGCAAUGACUUCAUGAUGUGACCUUUGGAAACUGUUCCCAAAAACUGUAAGCGAAGGGUGCCCUUCAGCUGUUUCUCUGCAAUGUGCUGGUCCCAUCCGCGUGCUGUGCUGGGAACUGCUCCUUUGGAUGGGGCAGUAUUUUUUUUCGCAGUAGAUGGAUGGGAGUUCUGCUCUGCAGGGAAAAAAAUAAUGAAUUAAUUGUAACCCUUAACUAGCAGUGACGUGAACACCGCUUUAACUAGGCCUUCAUUCUGAGGUUUGUGGAACCCCCACAAUCAGUAAGUGAUAUGCCAGAAUUUCAGUUUGUGGCAAAUCCACCAUAAUGUCCCUAAUUGGGCAUUUGAAAAUAAAUGGGUUUUCUUAACCAGACGCCUUUAAAUUUGGCACAAGUCUCUUGUGCCCUUUUAUACGUCCCCUGGAAUGUGACAAGUGAUCAUAUAAGUGAUUAUACAUUUGUGGCAUCACAAUUGAUGAAGCUAUGACUUGCUGUGUGCUAGUUGCACCCAUAAAACGGCUCCCUCUGCUGGUUACACGCAGCUCUGCCGAUGACUUAGAGGUGUAAAUUCUAUAGUCUACAGCAAAUUUCAUUCAAUUUUAAAGCUGUGAUUGUUAUGUUGAUGCUAUUUGACAAGUUCUAAAAAACUAGUGUUAAGCUCUGCCGGAAUUACUAUAUGGUUUUAUGUUGACGCUUAUACUGUCUUGGAUUGUUUUACUGCACCAUGCAGAAAUACUUUAGUCCUUCUUACUGGAGCAGCUCUAUACGAGGCAGCAUACGACUGUAUACAUGGCCACCAGACCUGAUAGUGCCCAGGAUAAGCUGAGCUUUUGCUCCCCCACAGCAUAUACUGUCUAAGUACUCUCAGCAAAAACAGAUUUAAUACAUUUGUUUUUCAUUUUAAAGUGAAUGUCCUUCAGUGAACACCAUUCUAUUGUUGUUGUGUGUUUUGUUUUUUUAUCCAAAUUGAUAAUUUAUGUGCUGAUUAAUUUCUUCAUAUACCUUCAUAGGAGCUCCAAAUUACCUGCAUAGACCAAGAGCAAAAGUAUACCAAUAUGGUGCCACCACUAGGGGGAGCUUAGAUGCUUACUGCAUACAGUAUGCCAUAAACCCCCUCUAGUGGUGGCUGCAGGCAGGCAAAAGGCUUUUUUAUUUUUAAUUCUGUUUAUCUAGGGGAUGAUCUGAAGUCCCGACCCCUAAAUAUAUUCAGAAAUUAAUCUUCAUUUGACCAAAAACAACAUGGUUUUACAAGGCGGAGAUUCACUUUAAACCCUAGCUCCACUACGUUUACUACAAACAUAGUAGCAUAAAAUACCUUUGCAGAAUCUUUGUCUCUUCUUGCAGAAAAGCCUCCCCUAGGGUGUAGAUUCUGCAGGGUGCACGUUGCCAAGAAACCACUUGACUUACCGUCUGGUGUGACCAUCAGUUGAGCUCAUGUAGCUGCGUGUAUCGAUGUGGUCACAGGAUAAGAGAUGUU
Bufo bufo (common toad) is the source of this 4150-nucleotide messenger RNA. It is a transcript of the gene NT5C2, whose product is annotated as 5'-nucleotidase, cytosolic II. Gene Ontology annotation, biological process: IMP metabolic process; adenosine metabolic process. Gene Ontology annotation, molecular function: 5'-nucleotidase activity. The coding region runs from base 151 to 1929 and encodes 592 amino acids. The transcript is spliced from 18 exons. The record is from RefSeq and is a predicted model, not a curated record. NCBI's taxonomy places the organism in Eukaryota, Metazoa, Chordata, Amphibia, Anura, Bufonidae.